CCAUUCAGUCUGUUGUUGAAGCAGAAGCAGCAGUCUUGUAUGUGGAUCCUUGGUAAGAGGACAGCUGCAGGAGAUACAUCCCGGACCAAACUGCCCGAGCAACAUGAUCGUUGUGAGAAUCGUCGCUUGCCUGUGUCUGAUGGUGGGCUUCUCGCUCCAGGUGGACGUGCAAAGUGGGAAAGAGGCAGCAAAAGCCGGGAAUUUCAUGGAAGAUGAGCAAUGGCUGUCAACCAUCUCCCAGUACAGCCGUAAGAUCAAACACUGGAAUCGCUUCAGAGACGAAGUCGAGGAUGACAUCAGAAACGUGGAGGAGAACACAGGUUCUGAUGAAACCGUGGACACCACCAAGGACCCGUGCCAGAAUGUGAAGUGCAGCCGCCAUAAGGUGUGCGUCGCUCAGGGCUACCAGAGGGCCAUGUGUGUCAAUCGCAAAAAACUAGAGCACAGAGUCAAACAGCCAGGGCAACAGGAAGCUCAUGAAAGCAGCUGCAAGCCUUGUCCUGUUACUGCCUCCUCACCUGUAUGUGGUUCUGAUGGACACAACUACGCCUCUGAGUGUAAGCUGGAGCAGCAGGCCUGCCUCACAGGCAAAGAGCUAAACAUCAUGUGCACUGGCUUUUGCCCCUGUGCCACAGCCCCCAUUACCAUCACGAAUACUGACACAAAACGUGAGAGCUGCACUGGCCAGGAUGUGGCAGACCUGGGCGACCGCCUAAGAGACUGGUUCCAACUCCUUCAUGGUAAUGCCAAGCAGAAUAACUCUGGCAAGCUCGGAGCUGGCAGUGCUUCAGGUUUGACAGCGCUGGACAGGAGCCUUGUAGCCAGCUGUAAGGACUCCAUCGGCUGGAUGUUCUCAAAGCUGGACACUAACAGUGACCUGUAUCUGGACCAAGCUGAGCUGGCGGCUAUUAACCUGGACAAGUACGAGGUCUGCAUCCGACCCUUCUUUAACUCCUGCGACAGCUACAAGGAUGGGAAGGUCUCUACGGCGGAGUGGUGCCUCUGCUUCUGGAGAGAAAAGCCGCCAUGCCUCGUUGAGCUGGAGAGGAUCCAGGUGCAGGAGGCGGCCAAGAAGAAGCCUGGAAUGUACAUUCCCAGCUGUGACGAGGAUGGCUACUACAGGAAAGUGCAGUGUGACCAGAGCCGAGGGGAGUGCUGGUGUGUCGACCAGCAUGGUGGAGAGCUGAUGGGCACCAGAAUCCAUGGCAACCCUGAUUGCGAUGAAGUGGCGGGAUAUUCUGGAGAUUUUGGGAGUGGAGUGGGAUGGGAGGACGAAGAGGAUAAGGAGGCAGAGGACAACGGGGAGGAGGCAGAAGAGGAGGAAGAGGAGGAGGGCGAGGCAGACGAUGGAGGAUACAUCUGGUAGAAAUGUCUGACCCCAUGCGGAGAGCCGAGUCACAGCUGCUGGCCUGAAAAUCUAUAGGUUAGGCUCUCUCCUCACAGCAAAAGAUUUUGGGAUCGAAAUGGGGAGGCAUGGAGUUGUGUCAUCCUGGUGGGAUAUGUGGUGCUGGUCAGGUCCAGGGAUGAGACGAUGACCAGUUUUUGUCUUAGAUAUGUGUAAUUGCUUCAUUCUCUUCUGUUUUUUGAGCAACAGAGCUUUUUGUUUUGCUGCCCUGAAAAGCAGGGCCCACUGACUACUGCGCCAUAGGUAGCUAAAAUCCAUCAGAAUUCCAAUCUUGUCCAACCGCCAUCUAUGCAUAUAGAGAUUACCAGUAAAUUUGUAUUGUGUGAACAAUUGCUUGAGUAUUAGAGCCGCCGUCCCACUGGAAUGACUAGAGAUCAGAAUUUAAAGGAAUAGUUGGACAUUUUGGGAAAAACGCUUGUUUGCUUCACUCUCACAUUAAAUAUUAAGCUAGAGCUAGCCAACAGUUAGCUUUGCUUAGCAUAAAGACUAUAAACAGGGGCUCUGUUUAAAUGUAAGAAAAUAUGCCUACCCAAACCUCUAAAGCUCACUAAAUAACAUCUUACAUCUUGUUUGUUUAAUCUGCACAGAAACCACAGUGUAAAAAUAAAACGUUUUUAUGAAACAUUAUGUGCCAGACUACAGCAAUUCACUUUGCAAGGAUAGUCUGCACCUGUAAAAAUGAUAUGACGUAUUAAUUAGAAGAGCUUUAGAGGUGCUGGUAGGCAGAUUGUGUUACCUUUAGAGAGAGACAGUCUAGCUGUUUCUCCCGUUUCAGCCUUUAAAGCAGCUAUAAUCAAUAUUUUAAUAACAAUGUGUCAUAAAGCCAAUGUGGAUUGCUUGUAGUGAUGAAGCUGCAGGGAAUUAUCACCUGAAUCUGCAGCUCCACUUGGCUUCACAGAGCUUUAUAGUGAGGCUCAGCUCAUUGUUUAGCUCUCUGGCCCACAACUUUACUGUUUUGAUUCAUUCAAAGGUCAAAUUAACAAAAUCAGGCAGGAAAAACACUCCAAAACGUUACCUGUGGAGUGUCGUGACUCUUCAUAUUUUUCUGUAUAAAGUUCCAUCCAUCCAUCCAUCCAUUGUCAUCCGCUUAUCCUGCGUACAGGGUCGCAAGCUGUAUAAAGUUAUGGCCCACAAUGAAAAAUGUUUGGCCACCCCUGCUUUACCAGCUGAAGAGCCAGAUAUUUCCCUUAGGAGCUGGUAGAGCAUAAAAACAGAGCUAAAAAAGAGUUAACGUUGGACUUCCAUUCACCCUAAACACGACUCCAUAUGAAUGUAAAUGUUGCUCCGUAACUGUUGUGUGAUCUGUAAGAAAUUGUUCAACUUAAUGCCAUAUCAACUUAAAAAGCAAGAAUAUGUUAAAGCAGUGUUCAAAACUUGUUUCCGCUGCCCCCAACGGGCCACAUAAAUCAGUGAUUACAGCUCUGAUCUAAGCUGAGCUAACCGUCUCCUGGCUGUAGCUUCAUAUUUACCGUUCAGACAGAGGAUGGUUUUGAUCUUCUCAUCUAUCUUAGAUUGAUAGCCAACAUUUCCCAAAAUGUCAAUCUAUCAGUUCAGUGCAAUGUGGUUGUGUAUCUCCAAACUGAUUCUGUAUAUAAAUCCAGUUUAAAGGAUCUGUGAAACAAAUUUAGAGGAUUCAGGGUUACUUCGGUUUUAAUCUACCUUUAUGAUGAAGGUGCACCACAAAGGAGUUUUUACAUGCUUUACGAUUUAAGUGGAUACACAUGACUAUAGGACCUACAUUUCCAGUUGGAUUACUUUUAUUGAAAACCUGUAGAAUGUACUUUAAUGACCCAAACUGCACCUACAGUAGAAACCACUAGUCGCUCUCCUCUGCUAACUCAUGUCAAAGAAUGUUCCACAACUGUUUUAUUCUGAGUUUGCAACUUGAAAAAUUGUAUUUUGUGUUUAUAUAAAAAAAAAUGUGUUACUUGAAGUUCUGUGUGUAUACUUGAAUUCACAUUGUAAUUUUUUUUUCUAUAAGAAUAUUGUUGCCAUGUCUUCAUUCAUGUUAUUAGUAGGCCAGACAUUUGGUUGUUUUUAGACUUGCAUGUUAGUAAAUAAGAAUGUACUUCUAGGCUGAGCACUUUACUAAUAAAGGCACUGGAGCCAA
This is a messenger RNA of Micropterus dolomieu (smallmouth bass), 3515 nucleotides long. RefSeq names its product testican-2-like. The record is from RefSeq and is a predicted model, not a curated record. Gene Ontology annotation, molecular function: protein binding; calcium ion binding. The transcript is spliced from 11 exons. Bases 104 to 1366 code for a protein of 420 amino acids. NCBI's taxonomy places the organism in Eukaryota, Metazoa, Chordata, Actinopteri, Centrarchiformes, Centrarchidae.